Epinephelus fuscoguttatus (brown-marbled grouper) is the source of this 1847-nucleotide messenger RNA. RefSeq lists its product as uncharacterized. The coding region runs from base 256 to 1311 and encodes 351 amino acids. NCBI's taxonomy places the organism in Eukaryota, Metazoa, Chordata, Actinopteri, Perciformes, Serranidae. Gene Ontology annotation, biological process: response to bacterium. The record is from RefSeq and is a predicted model, not a curated record. The transcript is spliced from 7 exons.
UCAGUCAUGUGGUGAGAAUAAAGACACUGCUUUGAAACCUUAACAACAACAACAACAACAACAACAACAACGUGUAGACGUUCCAUCGAAUGAAAACAGAUCACAUGUUUGCUAACUGUAAGGAGGGGGGAGAUCAUUUUCCACAGCUCAGCCAAUCACAGCGAUGUCUACUUUGUAAACCUUGAUCGCCUCUUGACUACAUCUCCAUUUGGGUGGGAAGACAUCAGCAGUGCAAGACCAAGGUGCUGUACCACAAUGAUCGGAGGACUGGCUGCUUUGAUUCUUCUUAGUACAGGGUCUCUGCUUCAAGCUGCAGAGGUUCCUCAUCAGAUCUCUCUGACUGUGGUUGAACUUGGAGGGAAUGUUACUUUGCAGUGUCCAGUUUCUGAGAAGGACGGCAAAUUCUUUUACUGGUACAAACAGUCUCUUGGAUAUAUGGCCCAAACAGUUGCAACUGCAGUUCAGGGUCAGUUAACAGUAAGUGAACAGUUUGACAACCCACGGUUCAAAGCAACAAAAGCAGUUGCUCAGUAUCUUCUUACCAUCACAAAUGUCAGCAAAGAGGACGAAGCAACAUACUUCUGUCACUAUAGAGCGUCCUAUUUAUGGAGUUUCAGCGAUGGCAUCUUCUUGGCUGUGAACGAUAGUAAUCAACACAAAUCUUGCUAUGUGAAACAAAGUCCAAAGACUGAGUCGGUCCAGCCAGGCGACAGAGUGAAUCUCCAGUGUUCACUUCUUUCCAUGAACAAAACCAACAAAGAUGAGUGUCCAGGUGAAGACAGAGUGUACUGGCUCAGAUCUGGAUCAGGAGAAUCUCAUCCAAGCAUCAUUUACACUGACAGAGACAAACAACAGGAGAGAAGUUGUUUCUACAGUCUGUCCAAAACUAUACAGAACUCCUCUGAUACUGGGACUUACUACUGUGCUGUGGUCACAUGUGGAAAGAUCCUGUUUGGUGAAGGAACUAAAGUGGAAACAAGAUCAGAACUUGAACAAGUUGUCCUUGCUCUUGGAGUCCUGUUGGUCUGCUGUGUGACUGUGAUUGUCGUCCUUAUCUUCUACGGAAAUCGAAGGAAAGUUUGCGGACACUGCAAAGAGGCGAUGGGUGCUUCCCAUCAUCUUGGACAUGACAGAUUAACUGUGGAUCAGUCUAAUCAUCUGGAUGGUGAAGAAGAGGCCAUGAACUAUGCAGCACUGGAGUUUUCUACAAGGAAAGUGAAAAGAGGAAAGAGGAAGAUCAAAAACACACCAGAGUGUGUGUACUCUUUUGUAAAAGCAGAUGACCACAACCAGCAACACCCCUCUCUGUAGACAAAUCCGAUGGCCGCUUUGUGUGUUCUGUGCUGCUAUUACUGCAGUGGCAAACUGUAGUGACUCAGUGUCUGCUGCUGCCUGCUAACAGCCACCAUGUUAGCUGGUGACUUUCAGCAGAAUGUGUCUGUGGUUGCACGAAGUAACUUGCGUAAAUGAUUGGCAUAGAUAAUGAACACAUUUGAGUACGUACUGAAAACUGAUUAAAGUAAGAUUCUAAUUAUGAGUACACCUACAUGUUGUCAACAGCUGUUACUAUGAGCAACCACGACGUAUUUGGAUGAGACACCAGUUAGCACAGUCACUUCUUACACCAAAACAUCGGACACCAUUGUACAGAUCUGUUUGUGAUGUCAACAGAAUGAUAUUACCUUUGUGGUCGUUCCCCAACUUAGAGUGACUAAUGAUGUUUUUCACACUAACGUCACAGUCAGCUGACUGCAUUAAUUUAUUAUGUGGGACCACCGCAGCUCAGAGACAGUGUCUUAGCCCAUUUAUGUUAGCUCAGUAAGCAGAGUUUUUCCCAAGGUUUUCCA